Molecule: messenger RNA, 700 nt
Organism: Myotis brandtii (Brandt's bat)
Lineage: Eukaryota; Metazoa; Chordata; Mammalia; Chiroptera; Vespertilionidae
Gene: ESM1
Product: endothelial cell-specific molecule 1
Exons: 2
Coding region: 209-436 (75 amino acids)
Source: RefSeq, a predicted model, not a curated record
UGGGUGGUUGAUUUUGCUCACUGGCUCCCACAUUUGUGACUGGCAGUUUCAGCGUCCUCAGUCUGCUUCUGCGGACGGGCUUUUACCCGGCAGCCCUGACUCCCACGGUUUGCUCGGCUCCCAGGCGGUGCCCGCAGGCGUGGGGCGGGCGGUGCGGGAGCCCCUAACCUGCCCUCUGCCCGCAGACUGCCCCUUCGGCACCUUCGGGAUGGACUGCAGGGAGACCUGCCGCUGUCCGCUGGGCGUGUGCGACAGGGUGACCGGCCGGUGUCUGCAGCACCUCUUCCUCCAACAGGCGGCCGCCAGGUCCUCCGACAGAGGCGCUCCCCGAGCAGAGCCUGACGCCGGGUCUGGCGACGGCAAUGCCGUGAUGCAGGACCUCCGGAGCCAGCACGCCGCCCGCUCUCCCGGCACCAAGUGGUUAGAGCCCCGCUGAGCCCGCGGGCGCUCCGAGCGAAGACUGUCUGAAUGAGCAUCCGACCCCCAGCCAACACUUAGGAACCUCCGCUUGUAGCAUAGGCCGUGCACCUUCUGGAGACCAAGCAGGACUCAGGGCGGGCCCAGAAGUAAGAGCAGGCUACUGACACCCCGCAGCGCCGCCGCCGGAACCUUAGCCUUUGUCACACAUUCGAAUGCAUGCAGCCGUGUCACAUGCGCGUGUAGAGUAGUGCUGAAGGACGGAACGCCACCAGGCCACGCG